Tyto alba (common barn owl) is the source of this 3155-nucleotide messenger RNA. It is a transcript of the gene ANKRD13B, whose product is annotated as ankyrin repeat domain 13B. Gene Ontology annotation, molecular function: protein binding. Bases 155 to 2098 code for a protein of 647 amino acids. Gene Ontology annotation, cellular component: cytoplasm. The record is from RefSeq and is a predicted model, not a curated record. NCBI's taxonomy places the organism in Eukaryota, Metazoa, Chordata, Aves, Strigiformes, Tytonidae. The transcript has 14 exons.
GGGUGGGGGGGUGUGUGUUAGGGUGGUGGAAAAGGGGGGUGCGCGGGGGAAGCACCGGGCGGGAGGUGCCGUGGCCGCCCCGCCCCGCCGCCCCCCCCCCGCGCCCCGCUCCGCCCCGCGCCGCGCCCGCCGGCCGCUCCAGCAUGCACGGAGGAUGCUCGCGUCUUGCUCAGGCAGGAAGGGGCCGGAGGGCAGGUACCCGCUGCACUACCUCGUCUGGCACAACCGCGCCCGCGAUCUGGACCGGGAGCUCAGCGCCAAGCAGGCCGACAUCGAACAGCUGGACCCCCGAGGACGCACCCCACUGCACUUGGCCACCACGCUGGGCCACCUCGAGUGCGCCAGGGUGCUGCUGAAGCAUGGUGCCGACGUGGGCAAGGAGAACCGCAGCGGCUGGACAGUGCUGCAGGAAGCCGUGAGCACCCGCGACCUGGAGCUGGUGCAGCUGGUCCUGCGCUACCGUGACUACCAGCGAGCCAUCAAGCGCCUGGCCGGGAUCCCCAUCCUGCUGGAAAAGCUGCGCAAGGCCCAGGACUUCUACGUGGAGAUGAAGUGGGAGUUCACCAGCUGGGUGCCACUGGUGUCCAAGAUCUGCCCCAGCGACACCUACAAGGUGUGGAAGAGUGGCCAGAACCUGCGGGUGGACACCACGCUGCUGGGCUUCGACCAUAUGACCUGGCAGCGGGGCAACCGCAGCUUCGUCUUUCGGGGACAAGACACCAGCGCAGUGGUGAUGGAGAUCGACCACGACCGGCGAGUGGUCUACUCGGAGACGCUGGCCCUGGCCGGCCAUGACCAGGAGGUGCUGCUGGCUGCUGUGCAGCCCACCGAGGAGCAGGUGAUGGGGAGGCUGACGGCCCCCGUCGUCACCACCCAGCUCGACACCAAGAACAUCGCCUUCGAGAGGAACAAGUCUGGGAUCCUGGGCUGGAGAAGCGAGAAGACGGAAAUGGUGAACGGGUACGAGGCCAAGGUCUACGGCGCGUCCAACGUGGAGCUGAUCACGCGGACGCGGACCGAGCACCUCUCGGACCAGCACAAGGGCAAGAGCAAAGGUGGAGCUGGUGCGGGCUGGGGGGGCACGGCCCUGCGCCGGCUCUGGCCCUCACCUCCCCCCCCCCCCCCCCCACCUCCCGCAGGCAGUAAGACCCCGCUGCAAUCCUUCCUGGGCAUCGCCGAGCAGCACGUAGGGCCCAACAAUGGGACACUGAUCACGCAGACGCUGAGCCACGCCAACCCCACCGCCAUCACGCCCGAGGAGUACUUCAACCCCAAUUUUGAGCUGGGCAACCGGGACAUGGGGCGCCCCAUGGAGCUCACCACCAAGACGCAGAAGUUCAAGGCAAAGCUGUGGCUGUGCGAGGACCACCCGCUGUCCCUCUGCGAGCAGGUUGCCCCCAUCAUCGACCUCAUGGCAAUAAGCAACGCGCUUUUCGCCAAACUGCGGGACUUCAUCACCCUGCGCCUCCCGCCCGGCUUCCCCGUCAAGAUCGAAAUCCCCAUUUUUCACAUCCUCAACGCCCGCAUCACCUUCGGGAACCUCAACGGGUGCGACGAGCCCGUCAGCUCCCUGCGGCACAGCCCCAGCAGCGAGGCACCUUCGCCCAGCAGCGACUCCUCCAGCGUCAGCAGCUCCAGCUCCCUGACCUCGUGCCGGGCGUGCGAGAUGGACCCAGCGCUCUUCGAGGUGCCGCGGGGGUACAGCGUGGUGGGCACCCACCAGGACGCCCUGCGGGAGGAUGAGGAUGAUCUGCUGCAGUUCGCCAUCCAGCAGAGCCUGCUGGAAGCGGGCAGCGAGUACGACCAGGUCACCAUUUGGGAAGCGCUGACCAACAGCAAACCAGGCACCCACCCCAUGUCACACGAGGGCCGCCGAGGAGACAGGACUCCCCAGCACACGGCAGCCCCCCGUCCCCCUGUGCCCCCGUCCCCGGGGGGGGGCGGCGGGGGGCCCAGCGCCCUGUUCCCCAGCUACGCGGAGCAGUUGCGGCUGGCCAUGGCGCUGUCGGCGCGGGAGCAGGAGGAAGCCGAGCGCCGGACGCGCCAGGAGGAAGAGGAGCUGCAGCGGAUCCUGCAGCUCUCGCUGACGGAGAAGUGACCCCGCGCCCCCGCUGAGCCCCACACCCCCCCUCCCCACCCCAAUGGGGACACAGCGGUGCCGUGUAUGGGGGCACGGAGAGGGGAGGGAGUCGGGGGGUGGGGAGGGGGGAAGCCAGCCCAAGCACUGUGGAGGGCAAAGGGGGAGAGGGGGGGUGCAGGAUUUGGCCCUGGUGUGGGGGAGAUUGUCCCCGUAGCUGGGGAGGUACUGGGGGGGGGGGGGGUUGGGGGGGCACCCCACAUCAGGACAGGAUGGGGAAGGGUGACAGCCCUGCAGCUGGGGUGGCAGGGACCAAGGGGGGGCAACUCCACGGACUGUACCCCACCCCUGGGACAGCCCUAGCCCCCCCCAACCACCCCAUGGGGUGCUGCUCAGCCCCUCACCCCAGGAAUGCGGGGGGGGGGCACAUUCUGCCCCAGAUGGGGGUGGGGUCUGACAAUUGUGUGGGGUCCUGGGGUGCCCCCAGAGCUGGGGGGCUCUGCUCAGCCCCCCCUGCCCAGGCGCUACCAAGUGCACUUACCCGGGAGCCCCACUCUGCCUGCCAAUGGGCCGGGGGGGGGGGGGGGGGGAGGGGUUGCUCAGCCCCAUUGCACCCCACAGCCAGCGCGGGGCUGGACAGCCGCCCCCCCACCCCGACACAGGGGGCCGCUGGGGCAGCCAAGGGGGUGCCUGCGAAAAGCUGCCUGGUGUCACCCCCCUUCCUUACAUCCUGCUCGCACCCCCCUGUCCCCCGUUUCCCGCCCCCCCCCCCCGGCUCGGUGGUCCCCCCUCCUUGGCAGCACUACACCCCCUCGUCCCGGGCACUGACCCCGAGAGAAACCUUAUGUCAAAUGGUGCUAACCCCUGGCCCCCCCCGCCCCGGGCUGCUCCUCCUUUGCACAUGGUGGGGGCUGGGGGCCAUGGAGGGCGGGGAGGGGGGGAGGAUCGCUCCCCCGGGACUUUUCGUAGCCGGCGCCCCCACCUCACGCACCCCACAAGCGACAUCUGGGCCAGGGCCAGGGGAGCCCGAGCAGCUCCGACCGCGGCCAACACCAAUAAAUGCUCUUUAAUGUUUGUC